Molecule: messenger RNA, 3718 nt
Organism: Lindgomyces ingoldianus
Lineage: Eukaryota; Fungi; Ascomycota; Dothideomycetes; Pleosporales; Lindgomycetaceae
Exons: 1
Coding region: 284-3463 (1059 amino acids)
Biological process (GO): regulation of DNA-templated transcription; DNA-templated transcription
Cellular component (GO): nucleus
Molecular function (GO): zinc ion binding; DNA binding; DNA-binding transcription factor activity, RNA polymerase II-specific
Source: RefSeq, a predicted model, not a curated record
CCACACUCCUUGAAUCUUGCCUGAUGCUGGCAUAGCUGUCCCCGGACGUUCGCGCUAACCUGCCCCGAGCCCGCUGUCUUCUGUGGGGAGCAGAAGGCCCUUUCCAGCCCUGCAGCUCGCCGCCGAUUCACCUCCGAAACCUAUCUCCACCCUGAUAUCACGAUGCUGAUGCUGCGGCUGCGGCCCCGCGAAUGAACCCUACUGCAACCACGCGAUCCCGCACCUCCAUGUAAUCAUUGCUGCCGACCUUCGCGGUAGAUUAGAGACGCCUGGCGUCGAGGAAAUGGGUGAUUCGGGCGCAACAACAGCCAUGGCCACGCCCUUCCAACAACCAAAACCAGACCACGACGACCCCCUGACGCUGAAUGAAUACGGCCUCCCCGAGCUGAGAACUUCCCUCCAGUCCCCCUCCAUUGUCGGCAACAGCCCUACUACCAUCAUGCCUUCCUUUGCCGACUUCCCUCCCCUCGGCUUCGGCCAGGCCCAGGGCUUCAAUGCCGCCUAUGAGCGAUCCCAGAUGGGCACGAGCCCGACAGUCAAGUCGAGUUUCCGCAAUCACAGAGGCAGCAUCAGUAAUAUGAGCGACGAGAAUAUCAGCGCAGGAAGCGCGCAUCCACAUCGGUUGAGUAUCAGCAGUAUGCAAAAUUUUGGCCAGGACGAGAACAACACCAGCCCCGAGAGCGGCCCCGCAUUGGGCAUGCUCGCCAUUGGGGAGAACCUGAACGAUGGUUUGAAUAUGAAGCUCGACGAUAGCGUCAACGGUGAUGGCGCGGAAGGAUCAACCACCUCCAAAAAGGACAAAGAUGGCAACACCGAGCCCCCCCCGUGGAGCGAGAUGAAAACAAAAGCGGGGAAAGAACGGAAGCGGUUGCCGCUGGCAUGUAUUGCUUGUCGGAGGAAAAAGAUUCGGUGUUCCGGCGAGAAACCCGCAUGUAAGCACUGCUUGAGGAGUCGGAUACCGUGCGUGUACAAAGUUACGACGAGGAAGGCGGCGCCGCGGACGGACUACAUGGCCAUGCUGGACAAGCGGUUGAAGCGAAUGGAGGACAGAGUCAUAAAACUCAUCCCGAGGGAUAGCUUGCCUUCUGUUUCCGGCGUCGGGAGAUCUGUCGUUAAACCUGCUCUUCCAGGAGCCCCCCCAAAGACCCCAAGUACGAAGAAACGGCCCGCCGAAGAAGCUUUUGGGGCUGAACUAGACGAGUGGUCGAAGUCAAAGUCGGCGAAUCCAGACACGGCAUCGGCAUCGAGAGCGAAAGACACGGACGAGAACAGGCUCCUAACCGAAGGCGCAGAAAGCUUGCCAUCGAAAGAAAUUCAGGAGCAUCUAGCCGAGGUGUACUUCGACUAUGUUUACGGCCAGAGUUACCCUCUUCUCCACAAACCGAGUUUUAUGAGGAGAUUAGCCUCUGGAAAUGUACCUCCUGUACUCAUACUAGCCAUUUGCGCAAUAUCAGCACGAUUCUCAACGCAUCCGCAAUUACGGACAGAGCCGGCAUUUUUGCGGGGAGACAACUGGGGGGAGCGAGCGAGAGAAAUCGCUCUAAAACGAUACGACGCACCAAAUAUUACCAUCCUCAUUGUGUACCUAUUGCUUGGCCUCCACGAAUUCGGAACUUGUCAAGGUGGUCGAAGCUGGAUGUUUGGUGGUAUGGCCCAAAGAAUGGCCUACGCCCUGCAGCUCCACAAAGAGCUAGAAUAUGACCCGAGUGUCGCUGAGACCGAACGGAAACCCUUGAGCUUGACUGAUCGGGAGAUCCGCCGGCGAACGAUGUGGUCGUGCUUUCUUAUGGACCGAUUCAACUCGUCAGGAACGGAUCGGCCACUCUUCGUCAAUGAGCAGUAUAUCGAGGUGCAGCUGCCAGUCAAGGAACAUCUGUACAUCCACGAGAUACGAGCGCCGACAGAGAACCUAGAAGGCAACGUGCCAAACCCCGUUCCUCCCGACAGCGGCCAGUUAUCCAACCCUCGAGACAAUAUGGGCGUUGCUUCAUACACUAUACGCUUGGUCUGCAUUUGGGGCAAACUCGUCAAAUACAUGAACCUAGGCGGCAAGGAGCGAGAGUCUGAGCCCAUGUGGUCUCCCAAAUCCACGUUCCUAAGUCUCAAGAGGGAAGCAAAGGAGUACAAGGAGUCGCUUCCUGAGAUGCUACUCUAUAGCCCCGAGAACCUGAAGAGCCAUGCGAUUGGGAGGACAGCGAAUCAGUUCUUGUAUCUUCACAUUCUCUAUCAGCAAAUCAUUCUUUUCAUGCAUCGGUUUUCCUUACCAUCGACAGCAGGUAGUCGACCGCCGAAAGAUAUGCCCCAUGAUUUCCUUACAGAGUCUGCCCGAACCGCGCUAGAUGCUGCAAACCAGAUUUCAAACCUCAUCAACGAGUCCAUGGACUACAAUGUUGUCGCUCCUUUCGCUGGAUACUCUGCUUUCUUCUCGUCUACAGUUCAUGUUCACGGCGUCUUCUCCAAGAACCCGAAGCUCGAGGCCCAGUCUAAGAAGUAUCUUGCAUACAACGUCAAGUAUCUUAGUAAGAUGAAAAAAUACUGGGGCAUGUUCCAUUAUAUUGCUGAAAACUUAAAGGAUCUGUACCGCCAGCAUGCAGAUGCGGUACUACGAGGGCCAACCGCAACCGGAGAUAAGAAGGGCAAAGGCAUGAUAUUUCAGUAUGGUGACUGGUUUGAUCGAUAUCCGCACGGAGUUUCAAAGACAGACUACGAAGAUGCUGCAGAAUCGCUGCCAAACGAACCAGGAACAGAUGCAGUUUUGGGCCAGAAGAGUGACCUGCAAAGUGUCGAAGAGUUCUUCGCGUCACUCUCACCUCCCUCAAGAGCAGAACAGCAGCGCAAAAUGGCCCGCAAGAACAAAUCGAAAUCCGUCUCCAAGGCGGACGUACCAACCUCACAAGCGUCAGAAGCCGCGAAAAUUCAGCCACAAACCCAGCAAAUCCACCCAAGCCAUCUCCAGCAACAAAUGGGUCACAUGCAGAUCCCACAAGAUCCCAUGGACACCUCUGCUUUCGAUCCAGCGUACUUUAGCCAAGCGAACCCGCAGCAAUCUUUCAUCCCAGAUUUCCCACAGCACCAACACCCACAACCCCAUGUCCCCAUGCUCUCAACAUCGCCCACCUCACUUAUCUCACCACAUCAAAUGGACGUCUCGUCCUACUCAGAUAUUCCGCCGCACUCGAACGCCGCCUCGUUCUGGGGCAUACAACCUGUGGGUUUGGGCGGGAACGGCUACUUCUCCGAUCCUAGCACCGCAUGGUUCCUACCAUUCAACAUGGAGCCGCCUACGCUGGGGGAUGACGGCGGCGUAUUUGGAGGUGGAGAAGCAUUCAAUUUUGGAUUAACGCCCGGGCCUGGACCAGUUGACAUAGCUGCUCUGAAUGGGCAUGCGCAUCAUCGCGCUAGUGUUAGCCAUGCUCAGGGUGGACAGGGUCUGGAGGGGUUGGAUUUGGAUGGUGGAAGAUGAUUUUAAGAGAACUCCUAGGGCACUCUUCGGUUCGGCCAUUGUGAUAUACAGCGGAUUUGAAUGGAAUGGAAUGGGGAAACAAAUUAUGGGUGGAAAGGUGUAUCGUUUUAUCUAGGAUUGUUGGCAGGCAUUUUGGAUUAUUUACGAAUGGCGGGGGGUUUGAUAUCAUGUCAUACUAUGGGUAUAGUAUACCCAUUUUGGAAUGUUGUUUGGGUUUAGAUGUAUAGUAGGAGUCACACAGCUGUUUAUCUCGCU